Dovyalis caffra is the source of this 525-nucleotide messenger RNA. Lineage: Eukaryota; Viridiplantae; Streptophyta; Magnoliopsida; Malpighiales; Salicaceae. The record is from the annotation of a GenBank genome assembly.
AUGACAGCACCAUCUCUUGCAGGUCAGAAAGCAGUAGAAGAAAUGUUAGAGGAGCUUAUGCGAUGCUUGAACGAUGCAAAAACAUUCCUUGAUGCUACAUUUUCAAGAAAUGAGAAGGGCAUUUUAAAGGUAUUACUGGAUUUGGGUGAUGAGAUAUGGGCCAAAAGAAAAGAGCCCAGCGGUCUCGAAGCUGUGGAGGUGCAAUGGCAGAGAAAACAAGAGCUGGAGAUGAGGAAUCUCUCGAAAAUCUUAACAAGCGUUGGUUUUGGUGGAUGGAGUGGACGUGAUAGCUGUGAAGCUGUGGCGGCUGGGGGUGGUGAAGUAGGAGACGAGGCUGGUGGAGGUGAUGGAAGCAGAGGAGUUCUGAUUGCUGGGUGGAGGUUUUGCCAGGGUCAAAUUUCAGGUUUUUGCUAUGGUGAUGUAAGUCGUGGUUUUCAUGCUGAGUACUGGUGUAAUGAGAAUCUUAAUGGUGUUGAUCCCAAGAUGAAGUUCAUUUACAAGCGCAGGAAACUACAAGUUGGAUGA